Molecule: messenger RNA, 1344 nt
Organism: Dicentrarchus labrax (European seabass)
Lineage: Eukaryota; Metazoa; Chordata; Actinopteri; Moronidae
Gene: csrp1a
Product: cysteine and glycine-rich protein 1a
Exons: 6
Coding region: 359-940 (193 amino acids)
Biological process (GO): sarcomere organization; muscle tissue development
Cellular component (GO): cytoplasm; nucleus; Z disc
Molecular function (GO): structural constituent of muscle; actinin binding
Source: RefSeq, a predicted model, not a curated record
UGCAAGUCAGUCAGAAACUCGCCUGUUCCUCAACACGCAGUAAGUUUGCAGACUGAAGAGCAACAGAAGAAGCUCCUCCCUUUCAGCACAUCUGGAACAGUGGAAGAGUGGAGCGGCACAUACCAACAAUUCUGUCUGAUUUGUAUCACUGGAUAAACCAGGAAAAAGUCUUACACUUGGGUUAGCAAGUGUAAGACUUGUUAGCAAGUCUGGAAGACUACAAGUGCAAUUCUUUCACCUAACUUUGGACUGCUGGUUUCCUGAACACACCCCAGUGUUGCACUGACGCUACUCCGUUCAGGGAGUCAAACUUCAACCUGUCCAUCAUCACUGACUGACAACACCUACGAACUUCAGGAUGCCAUUAGGAGGAGGGAACAAGUGUGGCCGCUGUCUGAAGACAGUUUACUUCGCAGAAGAGGUACUCUGUGACGGGCGGAGCUUCCACAAGUCCUGCUUCCUAUGCAUGGUGUGUGGGAAGAACUUGGACAGCACAACUGUUGCCGUUCAUAUGGAUGAAAUUUACUGCAAGGCGUGCUACGGCAAGAAGUAUGGACCAAAAGGCUACGGUUAUGGGCAGGGAGCAGGAACCCUCAGCAUGGACAAGGGAGAGUCUCUGGGUAUUACACAAGAAGAACCUGCUCCUCAUCGUCCUACUAGUAACCCAAACCCAUCCAAGCUGGCUCAGAAGUUUGGAGGAUCAGACAAGUGCCCUCGCUGUGGCAAGGCUGUCUACGCUGCUGAGAAAGUGAUUGGAGCUGGGAGUGCAUGGCAUAAGUCUGGAUGUUUCACCUGUGCAACAUGUAAGAAGAGCCUUGAGUCAACCACACUAGCUGACAAGGAUGGAGAAAUCUACUGCAAAAGCUGUUACGGCAAAAACUUUGGUCCCAAGGGAUUUGGGUACGGACUUGGAGCCGGGGCGCUGGCGCACACUCAGUAGAGACCACCGGGGCUUCGUUGACAGGUUUCCUGAAUGCUGAAUACUCUGCUCAUCCUGCAGGGGGCAGACUGCUGCCAGUAAAACAUGCACCUGACACACAAACAUGCUAGAUAAAAAGCCUGCAUUAUAAUAAAUUGUACACUUAAAGAUAAAGAUAACACACUCUUAGUCUCAUGUAGGCCAAAUGUGUUUUACUAGUGCUAGUUGCAGCAAAUCUUGACACAUAACCAACAUGUAAUACUAAAACAAAAAAAAAGAGCUAUCUGUUCAACACGGCAUUUUUUCAUUCAUUCUUCAUAUUGUGAGGCAAUAGCAAUAGUCAGUGUAAUAGAGCAAGUGCUGCUUGAUUGUAUGUUAUAUGCUUUCCAAACAGUAUGAUAAUGAAUAAAAUGGAAAGAUCAUGA